GUGACUAUCAUUGUGCAAAAUCCCCAAUAGAUUGACAUUUAUUAUUGUAUGUAAAUAUAGCGACACGUGUGGUGUGUGUUUGUUUGGAAUAUUUUAUAGUUUUUUUCGAAUAAAAAUGGUGAUUGUGGAAAAAAGUUUUCCAAGAGGAGGCACAUCAAAUGCCGCCAAAAAGGCAAUCAAAGAGAAUAUCAUAUUUGGAGCUGUUCAGAAAAGGACUAAGAAGCGUAAAACCCAUGGAAGUGGAGAUAUUAAUAACGCGGAAAAUGGGAAUUUGGAAACAUUUUCAGCAGAGCUGUUGAAUUAUGAUACCAUCCAAGAGGGAAUGCUUAUCAUGGGCGUUGUCAAGCAAGUAGAUCAGCUUCAUCUUAAACUGUCACUGCCGGGUCGCAUAACAGCAAAAGUCUCAACUUUGGAAAUUUCUGAAGCAUACACUAAAUCAUUGCAAAGAUUAGUUAGUAAUUCUCAGCCAGAUGACGGAGUCAAGUCACUUCCAGAUCUAUAUAGAAUCGGGCAAGUUGUGUACGGCAAAGUUCAAGAAUUAAAACGCAGCGACACGGGACGCGUUUGGAUUAUGAUGACGCUUAAACCAAGCAAUGUUCAUUCUGAACUUCGUCACAGCAACAUACGUAAGGACUUUAGUUUCAGCGGUGCUAUAGAGGAAGUCCAAGAACACGGCUAUAUAAUUGAAUCGGGCAUUAAAAAUUUGCGUUGCUUUCUACCAUUUGAGAAUUCGCAGAAAGAACAUGUCACAGGGCAACAUGUACUACUUAAAGUAAAAAAAAUGACUUCAAAUAAAAAUGCUUCCACUUGCAUAUGUAAGGAACUGUUAAUUGAAGAAGUAAAAAUUAAGGAGCAACGAGAUUGUAACUUAGAUUACUUAAUGCCUUCCAUGAUCGUGCAAUUUCAAGUGGAGAAAGUGCUUAAAGAUGGCUUGCAGGGCACUAUUAUGAACGAGCUGUUCACUGCAUACGUUAACGAGCAUCAGCUAGAUAGUCCUCUCGCGUUACCAGAAACCUUUCAAAUAGGAUCCGUGCACAAAGCUCGUAUACUUUAUGUAAUGCCGCUAACGAAACUUGUCUACUUAACCUUAAAUCUUCGCAAUUUGUCAGAAGAAAAUACUAGCGCAUCGGAGAUAGAGUUGUUGAAACGAGGCGAUAUUGUCGAAGACGCCCGAGUACAUCAUUUCGGGACUGGCGGCGUUAUAUUCAUUUUAAAUGAGAAAUUUAAAGGUGUCGUUUCUUACAAAACAAUCAAGGCUAAUUAUAAAGGCAAUUAUGAUCAGGAUGCAUUACUCGCAAAAUAUGUCAAGAAAUCGCAACACAAAGUAAGGAUUUUAGAGUACGAUGCCAUGGAUUCCCUAUAUACGUGUACGGACGAUAUAAGCCUGAUUAAUGAAAAAUUCUUUACACUGCAAGAUGUGAAAGCAGGCGAAUUUGUCAAAGCAAUUGUGGAAACACCGGACACUAAAAUGGGUGGUUAUAGGCUUAAAGUGGGCAAAUUGAAAGGCGCAAUCGAAAACAUUUAUUUAGCUGCCACCAGCAAAACUCUUGAUAGUGAUACAAAAAUGAAAUGCCGAGUUGUUGGGAUAAACACUGAUCGUAAUAUCAUCUAUCUUACCAAUCGACCGGAAUAUAUGGCAAAAAAUUGCAGGCUGUUAACCUCACUGGCUCAGGCAAAGAUUAACGCCACCUACAUGGGCACAGUUGUUAAGAUCACUAAAGGAGUUUCUGUUUUGGUAAAGUUUUUCGGGGAAGUUAAAGGAAUUCUCUACAAAGACAAGGACACUUCAACAGAUGAAAUUGAUAGCUUGGUGGAAGGUCAGACUAUGUUAUUUCGUGUUGCUAAGGUAAAGGGAGAGCAAUUAGUUUUACGCCUCGCAAGCAAUUUACUACUAAAUCCAGGCGAGAUAUGCCCGGUCACUGUUGUGCACGUAUUGGAAUCAGGAUUAGAAGUUCAAAUGGUUUACAACUGUGAAGACGGCAGCGAAUGCACCGCAAAGGGUCUCGUGCCCACAACUUUUUUAUCAGAUUUCAGAGAUUUGACGUUGGCUAAGCUGAAAACAUAUAAUAUUGGCGAAGCAUUGCAAGCUGUCUGCAUUUCGGGCAAUGUAUUUAGUGUAAGAGAUGCGGGUUACUAUGCUCAAAGUGCAAUCAAUAAAUGGCAAGACAUUAAACCAGGAAAUAUAUUAAAAGCCUACGUUAAGAACGUUGUCGAUGAAAACGUUAUAGAGAUAUGUAUGCUAACAGCUGGCUGUAAAGAACCAAUUAAAUUGCAUUCCGACAUGAUGCUUGUCAAAGCCUUUAAUUUGCAUAAACUUACCCUCUCAUCGGAACAAGUUCUUUACGCCCGGGUGCUGGGAAAGGAAAAUAUUACUAAAGCAAUUUCUGUUUCGGCGAAAUUAACCGAUGUUUUAGAAGAUUGCUUGGAUGAGUCGGCAAAAUAUGUAGAAAGUUACUUGAAAGAGGUGGAUGCAAUAAAAGCUGCUUUGAGAACGAACGAGCAUACUAUUUCCCAGUUUUCCAUUGGCGAUAAGAUUACUGCAGAGUUUCAAUGUGUUAAUGACGUCACAAAAGAUUGGGAAUUUGUUUUAGAUAAAACUGAAGUUAUAGGUCUUGUUAAGGCAACUAUAGUCGGUAAAGCAAAGAUUCCAAAACCCGGUACCCAGCAGAACUGCAUUAUCCUUUGGAUUGAUUAUAGUAGAAAUAUAAUAUAUUUGAGUAAUAAAGCGUCGGAUAUAAAUCACAUAUCUAAUGAUCAAAAUAUACCGAGUAACCUGGUGGGAAAGUCUGGAAUCAAUGCCAAAGUGUUACUAAAACUGGACACGAUCCUGAUUUGUUCUCUAAAAAAAUUGAAUAAUCCACUGAUAUACUGUCCGGCUCGUUUGCAUUUCAAUGAUUUUGAGGAGGUCUGCGCGAACAGUGUGGCAGAGGGAAGCUUCUAUCGACUUUCGUUUAUACAUAAGACUUUGCCAAUUGCAGUUCCUGAUGAUAUUUAUAAGGCGUGCCAUGUGCCCAAAGCUAAAAAACGCAAACUAACGCAAGAUAACGUUAAAGCAACAACAUUGAAAAUAGCAAGAAUGGAAAACUCCUUAGAAAAAGGCGAACCGGCGUUAAGUAAGAAAAAAUCUCAACAAGCGAUCAAAUCCAGUAAUGAUUGUCAUCAAAUGCAAAAUAGUGAAAUUGAUCAACAAGUAACAAACGAAGAUAACAAUGAAGAAGGAAGUGCGCUUUCCACAAAUGAUUUGAGUAAAAGGAAAAAAGUAACUAAAGAACCAAUGAAAAGUAAUGUUUCUGGUCCAACGAAGGACAUAGACGCAGCAAGUAAGAAGCGGUCGCAAUAUCGAACAGAUUCUAAAGAACGAGUUAAGAAAAUGAAAGAGGAAGUGCCUUUAUUUUACGAGGAUAAAACGCCAACUCUUGAUGACCAUUCGAGUCAAACAGGGUUUCCCGUGUUCGCUGAUGAUGCACGGAACAACAAGACCAAAGAAAGAAUGACGUCAACAAUUAGGAUAAAACCCCUACCAGGAGUCGUAGACUUUUGGGACCUGUCAAAGAGUAACGACUUUGUAGAGCCAUCUGACAGCGAAGAUGACGACGAUGACAAUGACGACAACAAGAAGCCAACUAAGAAAAAGAAACUGACUGCUGCUGAAAAGUUUAAAAAACAACGCGAAGAAGAAGCCCGUUUACGAAACAUUGAAGAAAAAUAUGCCGAUCCAAACCAUAUGCCUGAGACAGUCGACCAGUUUGAUCGUUUAGUUUUGUCUGAGCCAGACAAUAGUAAACACUGGAUAAAUUAUAUGGUCUUUCAUAUGCAGUCUUUUGAAAUUGACAAAUCUCGUGCAGUCGCCCGACGAGCUCUGAAAACUAUUUCCUUUAGAAAUUCCAACGAACAGAUAAAUAUGUGGGUUGCACUUUUAAAUUUGGAACUCAGGUACGGGUCUAAAGAAUCUUUCGAUGAUACUUUCAAAGAUGCUCUUACCUACAAUGAUCCAAUUAAAAUUUACUUACGUGCGCUCGAUAUACUAAUUGAUUUGCAAAAACAUGAAGAACUUACCGGAAUGGUUAGCGUCAUAACAAAGAAAUUCAAAUCUGUGCCAGAAGCGUGGCGUUCCGCUGCUAACGCCUUAUUUGCCAUAGGAAUGGUGGAAAGAGCUCAACAGUUGCUGCAUAAGGCAUUGAGUAGUUUGCCAGAGCGAGAACAUGUAAACACGAUCAUUAUGUUUGCGAAUCUGAACCAAAAAUAUGGGCGAAGUGAAAUGGCUCAGACUCUGCUUGAUCAGAUCGUUACUUCAUAUCCCAAACGAGUGGAUGUUUGGUCGCAGUAUGUCGAUGUAUUAAUUAAAGAAAAUCUUAUCGAUUGUGCUCGAAACGUCCUAGAGCGCGCGAUAAUUCAGAAAAUACCGUUGAAGAAAAUGCGCACUAUAUUCAAAAAGUACUUGGAAUUUGAGCAAAAUUAUGGAACAGAGGCGAAUGUUCAGAGAGUUAAACAGCUGGCCGUUGAUUAUGUUAAGAAAAAUCAACAUCUUUAACUUAAGUCAAAUUGAAGUUUAGUUUACGUUCAUUGUUAUCACCGAUUCGAUUUCAAAAUGCACAUCUAAGUACUAAGUAAAGCUUUUAAAAUCUUAAUUAAUA
This is a messenger RNA of Glossina fuscipes, 4634 nucleotides long. It is a transcript of the gene Rrp5, whose product is annotated as protein RRP5 homolog. NCBI's taxonomy places the organism in Eukaryota, Metazoa, Arthropoda, Insecta, Diptera, Glossinidae. Gene Ontology annotation, molecular function: protein binding; RNA binding. Gene Ontology annotation, biological process: rRNA processing. The coding region runs from base 116 to 4531 and encodes 1471 amino acids. The record is from RefSeq and is a predicted model, not a curated record. The transcript is spliced from 6 exons. Gene Ontology annotation, cellular component: small-subunit processome; nucleolus; nucleus.